Molecule: messenger RNA, 1152 nt
Organism: Condylostylus longicornis
Lineage: Eukaryota; Metazoa; Arthropoda; Insecta; Diptera; Dolichopodidae
Gene: Jhbp12
Product: protein takeout
Exons: 4
Coding region: 274-1023 (249 amino acids)
Source: RefSeq, a predicted model, not a curated record
UCAUUUAAAUUUAAAAUGUUUUAAUAAUAAAAAAAUUAUAUAUUUAAUUGCUUUAAUAAAAUUUGAGAAGUGACAAAACGAAAAAAAAACUUAUUAGUGAAAUAUUUAAAAAAUAGUUUUAAAAAAUAAUUUUUAAAAAAUAUUUUGAAAUAAACAAAAAAUUUUAAAGGAUUUAAAAUUAAAUAAAACAAAAUUUAUUUAUUAAGAUAUUUAAUUAUAUUAAGUAUUAAAUAAUAUUAACUAUUUAAAAAUUAAUUUAUAAAAUAUUUUAAAAUGAUUGAAAUUGUAAAUAAAUGGUUUUUCAUACAAAUUCUAUUUUGUUUAAUGGUAUUUGGAGCAGAUGAUUUACCUCCAACAUUUGAUAAAUGUAAAAGAGAUACAAAUUUUGAUAAAUGUCUUGUGGAUGCCGUCAAUAAAGCCUUAGUUCUUCUCAAGGAUGGUAGCGCAGAAUUCGGUGUAGCACCAUUAGAACCAUUAAAAAUUAAAAGUAUGUCAAUUAGUUCUGGUAAUGCUCCAAUCAAUUUAAAACAAAAUUUUAAAAAUGUUAAAGUAAAUGAUUUGAUUAGCACUAGUACAAUUACAAGAUACAGAACAAAAUUGGAUAAACAUUUAAUUGUUUGUGAUAGUAUAAGUAAAAAAAUUGAAGUUAUAGCAGAUUAUGAAAUAUCUGGCCGUAUACUAUUAUUACCAAUAACUGGACAUGGACAAGCUAAUAUAACAUUAAUUGAUACUAAAAUUGAACAUCAUUUAAUUGGUGAACCCUAUACAAAAGAUGGUGUUCUUUAUAAUAAAUUAAAAGAAUAUAAAGUUAUAUUUAAUCCAAAACGUGUUUAUAUGUAUUUUGAUAAUUUAUUUGGUGAUUGUAGAUUAUCAGAAGCAAUGAAUAGAUUUUUAAAUGAUAAUUGGGAAUUAGUAUUUAAUGAAUUGAAAAGUGGUUAUUCAGAAAGUUUUGGAAAAGUUUUUAAAGAAAUAACAAAUAAAAUAUUUACUAAAGUUCCAAUGGAUACUUUAUUCCCAAGAUAAAUAUUUAAAAAUUAUAUUUAUAUGUAAAAUAAUAUUUAAAUAAUAUAUUUUUUUAUGUUAAUCUAAAUUAUUAAAAACGAUUAUAAAUUAAGAAAAAUUCUAUAUGUAUAUUCAUGCAGGAAAAAAGCA